CGGAAGUAAAAAUAGAGUAGAUCGUCUGCCGAGAAGAGGAAAAUAAUAGUAGUGAAGUGGAGAGAGAGAGAGAGAGCAAGGGGGAGAACAAUGUGUAGAGAUCAAAAGUUACAACUGUUUCAAAAGAUUUGGAAGGAUGAAUUCCAAGAAUAAUUCUUGUACAUUCAGUCGAUGUGCAGAUACCUUUUUAUUAUGGAAGUGCUGUGUUCAAUUGGAUUACCAUUGUUUCGUUUCUUGUCUUCUGGAUUAUUAAAUUACUGUGUAGCAGAAGUGUAUUUCCUUUAGCUGGAUUUCUCUCCCUUUAAUUAUUUUUUUUUCAAUUGGCGCUGUUGUCAAUAAGAAACAUUGCUCACGCUAUAAGCGACAGUUGCAGUUAUGCAUACGCUGGGCAACAUAUGUUCCGUGGCUAUUGCCCUGAGCACGUUCGUGUGUGUGAGCGUAUUUCACGUGCGCCCAGCGCUGGGCAAAGGUGCUUUUGCUACGGAUGAGCAGAUUUUGGUUGCUAACAAUGGCCUGACGGUACUCAUCGGAAGGUCCGCGUAUCUCACCUCGGCUGACCUGCAGUUCCGCGCGAAUCCUGCUGACAGGUGCUUAGUAACCGUUCUGGACAAUGACCCACUGGCUCAGAGGCCAGGUAGGCUGGCCCCUCUUAACUUCCCUUGCAAUUUCAGGCCCCAAGAGGUGGCGUACACCCAUUUCGGGGCGCCCAUCUCACUUUCGGACACCAUCCGGCUGCAGCUGCGGUACGACUCCUUCCGGGAGACGAUGAUCAUACCUUUCAGUAUUAACGUCACAAUCUUGUCGGCGCCCCACGAGGUGGUGACCAAAAACUCUCCGCUCUGGGUGGACAGGUCGACGUGGCUUAGCAAUCCCAUCAGCAAAAACACCACCAAAUUUACAUACAACCGCGAUACGGAACAGUGUAAAAUCUCCCUGCUUCCGCUGGUCAGCGGUCAGCCUAAGUACGGCGAAGUGAGCGGUGAUAUAUCUAAACUUCAACUCAUGGACUGCGAAGACUUUUUAAAUUCUAGCAUCAAAUACAAGCACAAAGCACAGAACAAUUUCCCUAGUAAAGAUUACCUCCCUUUUGUUGUCCAUCUUUUAGACUUGAGCGGGAAAAUGAGUAAGUUUGAAUAUUUCCAUAUUACAGUGCGAAUUUUAGGCGGGAAAGAAAACGAAAAGCCAGUUCUGGAAUCGGGGUUAAAAUUAAGCUUGGAAGUGGAUCAAUUACUCAUGACUGCGCUACAGCCUGAUAUACUAGCCGCUAGGGACGCGGAGACACCGUCUGACUUUCUCUUGUUUAGCUUCGGAAAGCAGACGAACAAUAUGGAGGGAUAUUUCAUUAACACGGACGACAGAAACAGGAGAGUGACGUCAUUUUAUCAACGCGACGUGCGAGAGUUGAAAAUCGCCUACGUCCCGCAUUCAUCACACAGUCCAAGUCUUUCCAGAACAUUCUACAUUGAUAUGCAUGUUGUGGACGCCGAUGGCGCGGCGUCGGCGCCCUUUAAGCUUAAGAUCUUGGUCAGGCCACUAAACAUGUCGGCACCCAGGGUCGUCAUCAACAGGGGUCUGCAGUUAUUUGAAGGCCAGUCUAAAGUCAUUCAUUCCGAGUUCAACUUUCAGGUUGGGGGCAGUAGCGUUGACAAAAUACAGAUUUACGUCGCCGGCGGGCUCCGGCACGGACACGUGACCAUACCGGACAAGAGAAAAUAUUUCACUGUGGCCGACUUGCGAGCUGGGGCGGUCGCUUACCAACACGACGAUUCGGACAGUUUUUCCGACAAUAUUGUUUUUAAAAUAACGGACGGAGACGCGGCGAUGUAUUGCCUGUUUCCGGUGUGGAUUUUCUUGGAGGAUGACGAGCCUCCAAUUCUCAACGUGAACACGGGACUGGAGAUCAGGAAAAACAACGUGGCUGAGAUCACGUCUCACGUCCUCAGUGCCACAGACCGUGACAGUGACGUGACGCAGCUGAGGUACAUACUGGAAUCCCCUUACUCUGGGGAAGGGGUUAUUUUGAAGCGUCAGGUCCUAAUGCCAGAAAACCCUGAAGAAUGGGAGUUCAAGAGUGGGGUCUACGAGCAGGUGGUCAAGGAGUUUACUCAUGGGGACGUUCUGAGCGGUUUGAUUUUCUACAAGCAAGUAGGGACUCACCGGUCCGAACACAUCAUCCACAAAAUCCCAUUCCACAUCGUGGACACAGGUGAUCCUCCGAACAGGUCUGGGGUGAAGGAGCUGGUGGUGAAUAUCUUCCCCUUAGACUAUUCGCCCCCUUACCUACACCAAAACACGACCUUGGUCAUGGAGGUAUCUAACUAUCAGACGGCAGAAAUUAAGAAAAAGUUCUUCCGGUUCACGGACUAUGACACCGAUGAUCGCGACAUCAGGUUCAAUAUUACGUCACUUCCGACUGACACGGAUAUGAACACAGCCUUGACCGCCGGGUUGAUCGUCAGCUGUGAUGAACCAGAAAGGGCGAUAACAUCUUUUUCACAAGGGCAGAUAAACCACAAUGAAAUUUGCUACAACCCUCCAGAUGAAGACCCACGACUGGCGACAAGACUUAUUCAUGUGACCUUCGACGUCGAAGACAAAAAUGGAAAUGUAUUAAAAGAUCAAACCUUGUCGAUCUACCUUAUGCCCGUGUCCAUUCCACCGCCUACUAUAAGGAACAGCGGCAUCAGCGUUUCAGAAGGCGGUUCCGUGACCUUGACCCAGGACAUGUUAGAUGCCGUCACUGCAGGCACAGAUAAAGAUACCAUAGAGUUCGUUCUUUUGGGGCCCCCUCGACACGGCCUCGUGAAAAAAAAGUCCAAAGCCAUGGGGAGGGGAGACAGCUUCACGAGGAGAAACCUGAAGAAUGGAGACGUGGAGUAUCUAAAUGACAGCGAGUACAUUGGGGACGAUCUUGUCGUCCUGGACGUCACUGACGGCAUUCACCACAUCCCUCUUCGAGUCCGCGUUCACGAGGGCAACACCGAUGAUGCCAGGCCCGCUACCCUCAGCGGUUCCAAUGACAGCCUCAAGCUGAAGAUGCAGGUGCAGGAAGGAAAAUCGUCACCGCUGCCUUUGGAGUCUCUGCGAAGCUCGGAGAGCGACAGCAGGUCCACAAAACUCGUUCUUGAACGAGCUCCUUACGAUGGCUUAAUUCGCCGAGGCGAUGCUCAGACGACCGAAUUCACAUUAGCCGAUGUCGUGAAUGGGCUAAUGGUCUACCAACAUUCUGGAAGUGAGGUUGGAUUAGCCGGUCGCGGAGACCACUUUCAAAUAGCGGUCUUGAGUCCCAAGAAACCUUUCGUCAUAGACGGCGUAAAACUUUCCAAAAUUUUAGUUGAAGUAGAAAUUUUACCAGUGGACAAUCAGCCCCCUAUAGUAGCCAUCGGAGCCCCUUUCGAAGUUCCCGAAAGUAAGAAAGCACCCCUACUUCCAAGACACAUUGACGCCACUGAUGCUGACUCGGACACUGAAGAGAUUUUAUGCAUGGUUAUUUUGAAACCACGAAUCGGCUACCUCGAGAAUAUAAACCCUCUACCAGGCUCGGUUUUGCCCAACAUUGGGAUACCAAUAUCUUCCUUCACGAUUGGGGAAGUUCGCCAGAGCGCCAUCAACUACGUACAGAGCGUUCACAAAGGGAGCGAACCCCGGAACGACACGAUGACAUUUAGGUGUACUGAUGGUAUCAAUCAUUCGCCGGAUUUCCGAUUCGAUAUACGAAUCACUCCUUACAAUGACGAGAUACCCAGUAUCGUGCUUCGGGAGUUCGAUGUUAUGGAGGGUAAAAACAUGAGAAUCGAUUCCGAGAUCUUGAAAGUGAAAGACGAGGACGUUCCGAGUGACAAAAUAACGUUCCUCAUAACGACUCAGCCGCUGCAUGGCAAAAUCGUGAGACAGACCCGGGAGGGCAGCUUCAAAAUCCAAAGCUUCUCGUUGGAAGACAUUUCCGGAGAGUCCACCAUCGCCUACGAACACGACGACAGUGAAACACUGACGGACUCUUUCACCUUUAACCUCACAGACGGCAUUCAUAAGAUCUCCAAAACUGUGCCCAUCAACAUAACGCCCCUGGACGACGAGGUGCCACGUCUUGUGGUCAACAACGGAAUGUUAAUUUCUGCCGGGGAGUCUCAGAAAAUAACCAACAAGAUGCUUCGAGUGGAGGACCUGGAUACCAAAGAGGACGUCGUCUUCUAUGUCCGCUCCAAUCCGAAGUACGGUACCCUGAGAUACAUCCAGGGCAAUGUGGUCAUACAGCUCACGCAGGACAGCACGUUCACACAGAAGGAUAUAGACCAACGCAAAAUCGAAUAUGUCCAUACGAACAAGGAAGGUCUUCGUGACGUAAUAAAACUGGACAUAUCUGAUAAGAUGAAUUGGCUGACUGACCGAUAUUUCUAUAUUACUGUGGAGGGCCCGGAGACAGCCACACCUAAAAUCUUCAACAAGGGGAUCCAGCUUUCGAAAAACGGAGUGAUCAUCCUGACGACAGAUUUGCUGAGCGAGACGGAACUGGCAGCUUCCUCGUCUGAGGUCACGUUCACAAUAACGCGAGCCCCAAAUCGAGGGCUCUUAGAGUCUGUGAGCCAGCCUAAAGUUUCCAUCUCCAGCUUUACUCUUCGGCACUUGGUGGAGAAAAAGAUACGCUACGUGCAUGCCGGGGAGGACGAGCAGACGAUAGAUAGCUUUGAGUUCGUGGAGGGCAAAGGUGAGAAAAACCCUGCCGCAUACACCUUCCGGAUCCAGGUUAGCGAUACUAAAAACCGGAAACCAAUUGUUAUGUACCAGCCUUUACAUUUGAAGGCAGGCGACAACAAGCCACUAACCCAGGCGGAGCUGAAGGUCGUCGACCUUGACACCGCUCCGUCCAACAUCACCAUCACCGUGACCCAGAGCCCAUCUCGUGGUGUCCUCCUCCACAACGUCUCGCGCGUGCUGACCAGCUUCACCCUUGCGGAGGUCCUAGAGGGUCUCAUCAGCUACCAGCACGACGGAUCCGCCGCUAAGGAGGACAGGUUUUCAUUCACCGUCAGCGACGGCGACCACUCGGACUUCUUCGUGUACCCGGACACGGAGACCACAUCCCAGCCCCAGACCAUCUUCGUCCACAUCAACCCGGACGACGGGGGCGUGCCGCAGAUCAACGUCAACAAGGGGGCGUCCUACCUGACCAAACUGGCCGGCGGGCUCCUCGGAUUUACCAUCACCAACAGGGUCCUCAGCGUGGAGGACCGGGAUAUCCCUGAGGAUAAUUUAUUCUACUUUGUGUCCACACCGCCAUCCUGGGGAUAUAUUAUCAACAGAGCAAUUGGGAACAAGACCAUCCACUACUGGACUCAAGGGGACAUUAACCGUCAGCUGAUUGAGUACAUCCUGAGACCAGGGGUCAACACCACGUCAGACACGUUCAUCUUCAACAUCACAGAUAAAGUAAACAACGUUCUGGUCAGCCAACAGCCUUUCCAUCUCAACUGGGCCUGGAUAGCGCUGGACACGGACACUUAUGUGGUCAACGAGACGGACACAUUGAACGUCACUCUCAGGAGGCGUGGCUACCUCGGGGAAAUGUCCUCAGUUAGUAUCCAGGUCAUCAAUGGCACUGCCAGGUAUGGAGAAGACUUCUCUACGAGCUUUGUCCGACAGGUGCAGUUUAGUCCAGGUCAGACAGAGAAGAUCUGGAGACUUCGUAUGCUGGACGAUACCAUCUACGAGAGGUCCGAGACAUUCGAGCUGAGACUUGCUGACCCUGUGUCCGCAGUACUUGACCAACCGGACACAGCUCUGGUCACCAUACAGGACCACGAAGAUGAAUCUCUUAUCUUCUUCACUGACCGUGUGCUGAGAACUUCUGAAAAGAUCGGCGACAUCCUGAUUCCAAUCAAGCGAGUUGGAGACAGUUCCGAAGAGACCACUGUCGUCUGUUCUACUGUGCCAGGAACGGCCACCGGCACAUUCCCCACGACUCUGACGUCAUCGGACUUUGUCCCAAGGCCGGCUGACCACACCAGCAUCAUCACAUUCAACCAAGGGGACAAGGAGAGCCACUGCCGGGUGACCAUCCUGGACGAUGCCCUGAACGAGGAGGAAGAGAAGUUCACCGUCGUGUUGACAGAGCCCUCUGGCGGUAAACUAGGCAAGAUCAAGUCAGUGGACAUCUUCAUUGAGCCAGACCAGGAUGACGUUCCUGUAUUUUAUUUUGCCAACUCUGCGUUCAGUGUGGAUGAAAGUGAGGAGUAUGUGGAGAUUCCAGUACUGAGAAGUGGUAGUGAUCUCAGCAAAACGUCUAAUGUGACAGUCAAGUCCAGAAAAAGUGAGCCCAAAACUGCAGAUGCUGGUCAGGAUUAUAUAGCAAUGAACAAUGUCCUUGAGUUUGGUCCAGGGGAGACAAUGUUGACUGUCAGAGUGAUGAUUCUAGAUGACUUUAACAAGCCCAGAAUGGAGGGCCCUGAAACUUUUCUUGUUCAGCUACGAAGCCCGAUGAAUGGUCAGCUGGGAGACCCUCAAACUGCAGAAGUCACCAUUACGGAUGUUGUGUCAGACCUACCCAGUGUGCAGUUUAAGGAGGCUAAAUAUGAAUUCCGGGAGAAUGAUGGCAAAGUCUCAGUGGUCAUCUUUCGGACAGGUGACAUUAAUCAUGAGUCUGCCGUGUACUGCCACACCAGGCCAGGUACAGCCAAGCCAGGUUCAGACUACAUAGACAAGCCCAUGACUGAUGCCUCUCUGAUUCUUUUCACUGCAGGGGAAUACGAUAAGAAAUGUGAGGUCACUUUAGUUGAUGACUCUCUAUAUGAGGAGCACAAACAAUUUACUCUCCAGCUGACCCCUGCUGUCAUCAACAAGUUUGGCUCUGUCAAGGUUGGUGACCAGAGCUGGACCACAGUGACCAUCCUGGAUGAAGAUGACCAUCCUGUAAUCAAAAUGUCUGACUCUAAAUACAUUGUGCGAGAACCCAUGUUCAAGGAGGAGAUAAGUCGCUUACAGAUUCCAGUGGUUCGUUUGGGUGAUCUCUCCCAGACUGUUAUUGUCACCAUGGACACGAUGGAUGAUUCAGCCUCUGCUGGGAUAGACUAUGUCCCAAUAUUCACUGAACUAGUUUUUGCAAGUAAUGAAGUGAGAAAAAUUGUGGAGAUAGACAUUUUGUUUGACGGAGUCAAGGAGACUAGAGAGACAUUCACAGUUCAUCUUAGAUCACGAAGUGGGAUUGUUAAAAUUGAGAAUGCCAUAGCUACAGUUCAUAUUGAGGAGAGGAGCAGGAUAGCAAAUAUAUCUUUCCCUGAUGUACCUAUUCUAAUGUCCCUGAGAGAUUAUGACAGACCUGAGUCUGUGAAGGAGAAACCAAUUCAAGGCUAUCCUCUUAUCUGUGUGACUCCAUGUAAUCCUAAGCAUCCCAGCUAUGAGAACUCCAGACCAAUGUGCGAUGGUCAGAACAUUGACGACAGCAUGACCCUUUAUAGAUGGAGAGCAUCUACCCUGGCUAAGUCUGGUGGACUGACCAAAGAAAUGUAUGAUGUGGAGUCCAGCACAUUCUUCAGCUCCACAAAGACAAUCACACUGGACAGCAUUUACUUUGCUGGAGGGAGCAGAGUUCAGUGCUUGGUGAGAGCAGUCAACAGUGGGGGUGAGCCUGGUAAAGAACAGGAAAGUGAAGUCAAGACCAUAAACCUAGAGAGUGGUGUCUGUGAACCAAGGGCUAUGAACUCCAUCACAGCAGAACCUUUCACCGCCAGAAUCAAAUUCACAGGUCCUUCACAUCCAACUCACCCAAACAAAAUCAAAGUCUCCAUCACCAUUCCACAUGUUGAUGGCAUGGUGCCAUUAUUCACAACACAGAAGAUUACAGACUUUGACAUGGCCUUGACCAAACCUGGAGCAUACAUUGAAACUCAUCAAUUGUGUCCUAGCCUGAUGAACUUCAACCCUGUUUCUUGGAGAUCUGAUUCCUUACAGAAAGAAAUCCAAAUAAAAGGUGAAAGUUUUCCAUACCAACUGAGCACAAAACUAAGAUCUGAACAAACAUUACAUUUUUACAAAAACCUAGACCUCAAGACUUGCUUGUGGAAGUAUGAGAAAUAUUUAGAUAUUGAGGAGCUGGUCACUAAGUGUGGUGGUCAGAUGGAUGUGGACAUGCAGCGUCCUCAAACAAUACAGUCCUAUGUCUUUGUGAACAUGCCGCUGUACAUGUCUUAUAUCUUUCACUCUCCGGAGGCUGACAACAGCUGGCUAAAUUUUGACCUCACCUCUAAGCUACACCUGGCCUUCACAUAUGACAUACCCAUGUUAUGGGAAAGAGGAUUAAACAGUUCUGACUCUAAUUCUGGUCUGGAAGGGACUGUCUACCCUAAGAGUAUAGUCAUUCUUGACGAUGGCCGACUGUCUGUGGCAUUUGAAACUGGAGUGAAAUUCCAUGGUCACUUUCAAGUGGACAAUCCUGGUAUUGUCUUUGAGUCCAGUAUCAAGUCCAUUGACAAGUCAACUACAGUGUUGUACCUGAAGCUGAGAGAACAUAAGAGGGAGUCUGUACAGAACAGACAACUCUGGAGCUUUGUUUCACAACUUACUAAUAUCUGGGACUACUCAGGAACUUAUGUCAUCAAACUUAUUCCCUGCACAGUGACGGUUGACCCUAAAUUCAACCAACCAGCAAGCUGUAGCCCACAAACACCAUUGACCUUUAACCUGCCUCUCAGGAUACAGCAAGUUAGUGACCAAGUUCCGACAAGGUAUAGCGGCAACACUCACUUUUAUCUGACAAGACGCAAAGAACUAUGGUUGUCCCAGAAUAAACUGGAUUUGACUCAGGACUCAGAUGUUAAAUUUACUAUUAAUGACAGAAUCUAUGCAAGGAUAGCAGUUGACUUGGUCCAAAACCUGGCCAACUCCUAUAACCUCAGUGUAGACAAAGUGUUCUUAUGUGCUGGCAGAGAUGGCUACAUUCCAAAAUUUGAGCCAAAUAAUGAUGAGUAUGGCUGUCUUCCAGGAAACUCAAAUCUUCUACACAGCCUCAAACUUCUAGACAAGUAUUUACCAACAACUACAGAUAGGGAAUUUCAAAACGUGCACUUUAAUGCAACUCUUGCUGCUGAAGAUUCGGCACAUACCAUUCGACAGUUUGGGGAUGAUGGUUUUUCCUUUGACAGUUUACCUAUUUAUCAUAAAGAUUUCAAGUCGCAAUGGUAUUUGCAAGUUAUUUAUUCCAUCAAGUCCCGAAACUCAGGGCCUGGUAUUUGGGCGUAUGAAACUUUUGCUGCUGAAAACGAGUUCUUCGUUUCUGGCAGAGUGAGGCGUGCUGGUGAAGAUUCCUAUGGGAUUGGUGCAGAUGGAAGAGGAACUAAUAUAAUCCACAUAAAGAUGGAUUACACAAACCUUCUUAGAGAAGAUGAACACCUGAAUGCCAGUGUAACGUCAAACUCCAACAUUCCAUGGCUUCCAAUCAUUAUUGCAGUGGUGGCACUGGUUCUCAUUAUCAUUAUCUUGGUCGUCGCCCUGUUUAUCAGGCAGCGGCGGAAGUACUCUCCACCUUCUUCCCCUAACAGCACAAUAACCAUCAUCAAAAAUGGCCAUGCAAAGGUGAUAUCGACUCCUCAACAUUACCAGAAAUCAAAUGUUAAUGUCUGAUGAAAUGUCAUUCUCAAGUUCAUUUCAGAGCAGACUUAAAACUUUGACCUCAACUCUAUUCCAUAUUCCAUGAGGAAAAUACCAUUGCAAUGAUAAAAACUAUGUGAUUGAUUGGAGUUUGCUGCAAUAGGAAUCCAGUGGUAUUUUUGUUUAACUCAUGUGUUUAGUUUUGAUUUCAAUAAUAUAUCAACAAUUUUAAAAACUCUGCUGCCAAAGAUUGAUUUUAACAGGUUUUUCAUGUUCUUCUCCCAAAUAUGCAAAUGUAUUCACACUCACUGCUAAUUGUUGUUUCUGUGACCAAAAAAUAAUUUUCUUUGUUAGGUAAUGAGGAAAUCAGUUGUCCAUAAGUUGGAAGUGAAGAAAAACAAUGCAGGUGGCAUUUACAUCUGUGUUUUUGAGACAUGUGUGAACUGUAAAUAUAGCUGAAAAGAUUGCUUGUAAGUUUGCCCUCUAGUAACUAAAUGUACAUACAUUUGUUUUUAAAUUGUUUCAACCAAAAAAAUAGUAUUGGAAAAUCUAUUUGUUUUAUUUUUUAUACUAACAGUUAAGUUGCUUAUGGAUGGACUGAAAAUCAAUCAAUACUAUGGCAAAUAGAUUUCUAAUCCCAUCCCUGUGUGGUACUUAAUGAAAACUUAUGUUUUGUUUUGUGAAAUCUUUGGAUUUUAGCAACUUAGUUGUUAAAUGUUUCUAUAAAUAUUUUCAACCUAGCUGCUUUCUUUAUGAAUCCACUAAGUUGUUUUUUAACAAUCCAUUAAUUUUUUUAAUUUAGCAGCAUUUUUUUGUAUCAUCAAAUUUAUAAAUUGUAAGAGGUUAAUGUUAAGUACUUUAACCCUGGGCAUUUCAGCAUCUUGUACAUAGAAGGUAGAAAACGUUGCAUGCACUAAAGAACUACUGUUACUGGGAUGCAUGAAUGUGGUUGAAUGAUUGGUAAUUAUGAUCUAGGUAUUUCUAGCUUCUGAUGGAAAAAAGAGAUCAUCCUAUAUCAUUGUGUGUACAAAUAUGUUUUAAAUAUCUUUUUUUUAAACAAUAUCUAUAAUAAAAUUUCUUGUCCAGAUAUGAAUAACAUUGCUUUAUGUCCAUAAUUUCACAUGCUGAAUAUUGGAGUUUGAAAAUAUGACUUCAUAUAGUCCGAAAAUGUCAUUGCCAAAAUUAGAGCUUUAAUGUUUUUGUGAAUUGUAAAUAUUUUGGUGAAAAUAGAUUUAAAUUGAUUUUGAGAGAAUAGAAAUUUAGUGUUGUUGUUGUUUUUAAUCUUAGAUGUGUACAAAUUAUUCUAUAAUUAUGCAUUCACCUGAAUACGGUUUGCAUAGACUUUUGCAAUUAUAUUUUAAAAUAAUCAUUCAUAUUGCCAGAUUGAGCAUUUCCUUGUCUCUGAUAUCCUAGAAUAUUUGUUUACCCACUGACAAGUUUUCUUCUCUUUGUUCUUAUCAUGGCAUCAGCACCAUGCAUGAUUAUUUCUGAUAUUCAUUGAUAUUGAUAGCUUACUUGAGUAGUUUCAAAUCAUCUUUUAAAAUUUGUUUUGAUUUUUUUUUUAUUGUUUGUUCACAAACUAUGGCAUUAUUUCAUUCCUUGCUAACUGUAUCCAAGCUUAGUUCAUAGAGCUAUGUCCAUAUCAUAUUUUAUGAAAUUAAGUGCUCUAGGGAAAAACAAAAUUAGAAAAACAUAAUAAAAUUUCCAUUAUCAUUCAGUUGUGCCAAAAAAUAAUAUUUUGCAACUUUACUAAUAAUGUAUUAUCAGAUAAGAUGCAUCUAUUUCUUGGAUAAUUUGUUCAUAAUGGUAUAUGCAAUAUAUAUAUAUAUAUUCUGUGCAAACCCAGUAGAACAUUCUAUGAAUUCAGUAAAAUUUAACCUUUAACUUAUCUUAUAUAAUACAGAAGUUACUUCAAUACCUUUUUUUAAAUGAUCUAUUUAGAGCUAAAAUUAGUGAUCAAAUCAAUGGACCGAGACCUGGUGCUAGACUCAAUCUUUAAUCAGUGAUACAAUUUCAAUUGUUCUCUCUUUCUGUGAAUAUUCUUAGAGAUGUAUAAUCUUUAUCACUCAGGCACUUUUAAAAACAGGAAAUUUUACCAAAAUUGAAAGCAAUGAACGUAUACGUUAAACAAAAACAAAUGUAAAUUCUCUAAACUGAAAAGUUUGCUUAAUAUUGUAUUAGCUUCAAGUUUGUGUCUUAGGCAGUUGAUUCUUACAUUGUGUUUGUUACGUCAUGCCUUUACAUUUUAAAAACUCUUCAGAUAUUGCCACACAAACCGGCUUUCAACUAGUAUCAAAUAAAAUGAAAUAUUUGUCCUUAUCUCCAAUAUGCUGGUAUCAGUUAUUUGUCAUCAUUAUAUAUGAUUCUUUUUCAUUAGCAGUUGGAAAAUAUUGGAUAUCUUUCAACUCAUAAUGUCAAUGUUCAAAGCAUUAAAUCUAAUUGAAAUUGUUUUAUUCAUACUCCAUGUUAUUAAAUGCGUAUUAAUUUAUUGCAAUAAUGUUUAUAUUUUACUUAUAUGUGGUCUUUGUGACAUUGUUCCAAUCUGACAAAAAAUAUAAGAAUACAUUUUUUAUGUCAUAUGAAUUUCUUGUAAAUGUACAUAUUUAAGUAAUGUGUGCAAAAGUAAUUAAUUGUUUUGAAUAUAAUAUGCAAAUAUGUGUCUACUGCAAUUUGUUCAAUUCAUUCCAUUGCCAUCUAAAUAUUCACUGUGACAAUGUAUGAAUGCAAUAAAGAAAGUGUAUAAAUGAAUGCCCAUGACUGACAAUGAAAUUGACUCAGUAGUAAUAUAUGUUUAUAUAUCUUUUCUAGAUCGCGUUUAUUUUUUUCAUUUUUUUUUUGCUUCAUAAUGAUUACAAUUAAAAUCCACCAAAGAUUCCCUUUUUUAUACAUUUAUUUCCACUUGAAAUUAAUGAGUUGCUUUCUUUGGAUAAAGAGGGCAAUUAAAAAGUGGAUUAUUACAAAGUUAGUAUACUAUAAUGAUCUAUGUCAAUGUAGGCCAUCAUUUUAAUAUUUAUAGUUAAGACCUAAAAUAAUAUAAUAUUCACCCUCUUGAAGACAUUUUACAAAAUAUUAAUUAGAAUAAAAACAGCAACAUUGAACUGAGGGUUUUAAAUGGAAACUUUGAGUCUCAUUUGAACAGUGGAAUGUAUGUCUGUAAUCUAUUUAUUCUCUAAUUGUUUAAAUUACCAAAGCUUUUGUAUGUUUAUAUAUUUCUACAUCCAGUCCAUGUAUUGAGUUUUUGUUUUUUUGUAUUGUUUAACUUAAUGGUGAACUUAUUGUGUAGCCUGCAUUUGUUUCCCACUAAACACUUUAGUUUGGUACUGAUUGACUUGUCUACUAAUUAAUAUGUAUGGUUCAAAUAUUUGUUUCAUAGCUAUGCAUGUGAAUUAAGUUUCUAGCUGAACUUUCUGUGACACAUUUUUGAUGCCGGCUCAGAACUUUAACAAAAUCUAUGUUAAGGCAUGCAUUUAGCCCUAAAGAAUAUUUUAUUAUGAAAAUCUUAUUCUGAAUAUACCUAUACUGUGCUUCUUUGGAGCAUAAGAUUUAAUUAGUUUUCUUUUUUAAUUGUGUCCAACUUAUGAGUUCACACAAGAAUUUUACUUAUGAAUUUUAUUUUUAUUUGGGAGGGGGGUUAACUGUAUAUUUUUGUUAUUUACUGAGUUGCCUUCUUUAGCAUUUGCAAUUUGUCAAUACAAAUGUAUAAAGUAAUAAACAAUGUCAGUUGCCAACUCUUA
Biomphalaria glabrata is the source of this 13313-nucleotide messenger RNA. RefSeq names its product extracellular matrix protein 3-like. Gene Ontology annotation, biological process: cell communication. The record is from RefSeq and is a predicted model, not a curated record. NCBI's taxonomy places the organism in Eukaryota, Metazoa, Mollusca, Gastropoda, Planorbidae. The transcript is spliced from 25 exons. The coding region runs from base 376 to 9612 and encodes 3078 amino acids. Gene Ontology annotation, cellular component: membrane.